AUGAAUACGCUGGUGGUGUUAUGUGCUCUAGCUACCGUGGCCUGCGGGUCCAUUGUACCCUUGGUGCAGCCCUAUAACCACGCUGCGUUGGUUUUGGAUCCCCACGGCCGGCCGCUGGAUACAGCUGAAGUAGUUAAUGCCCGCGCCCUUCACCUUCAAGCCAAGGCAUUGGAACACUCUUCCCUUGCCCACGCUGCAGUUAUAUCUCCAGUUGCUCACGCCGCAGUCGUUGCCCCUGCAGUGGUCGCCGCCCCUGCUGCCGUGUCUCAUCAAUCUCGAGUGGAUGUUCACCACAGCCCAGCCCUCGUAGCUCACGCCGCUCCUGUGGUUGCCGCUUAUGCCUCCCCUUACUUGGGUCACUCAGCCCUGGGUCUCGCCGGACACGGACACUACCUCAAGAAGCGCUCUCUAGGACACAUUGCUUACAGUGCUCCUGUUAUCGCCCCCGCUGCCGUCUCUCACCAAUCUCGUGUAGAUGUUGUAUCUAGCCCCGCUGUUGUGUCACACGCAGUUGCUGCACCCGUCCUUGCCCACGCCGUCGCCGCCCCAGUUGUCGCUCACGCCAUCGCACCUGCAGCAGUAUCUCACCAAUCCCGUGUGGACGUUCGCUCAAGCCCUGCCAUCAUAGCUCACGCUGCUCCGGUCGUUUCCGCUCAUGCCGCAUAUGCUCCUCUAUUGGGACACUCUGCUUACGGUCUCGCCGGACACGGACACUACCUCAAGAAGCGUUCCCUGGGACACAUUGCCUACAGCGCCCCCAUCAUCGCUCCAUCUGCCGUCUCUCAUCAGUCUCGUGUGGAUGUUGUAUCUAGCCCAGCUAUUGUUUCCCACGCCGUAGCAGCACCCGUCCUCGCCCACGCUGUCGCCGCUCCAGUAGUUGCUCACGCUAUUGCUCCUGCCGCAAUCUCUCAUCAAUCUCGUGUGGAUGUCCGCUCCAGCCCAGCUGUCGUCGCUCAUGUAGCUCCAGUAGCUCACAGCGUCAUCUCCGCUCCCCUCGCUCACUCCGCCCUUCUUGGCGCACCCCUUGCCCAUGGAGCCGGUCAUUCGGUUCAUGACAUCACAUAUUACUGGGGAAGAAAAAGUACUAUCUGA
Messenger RNA from Danaus chrysippus (African queen), 1092 nucleotides. Lineage: Eukaryota; Metazoa; Arthropoda; Insecta; Lepidoptera; Nymphalidae. The record is from the annotation of a GenBank genome assembly.